AUGGCCGACAACACCCGCAGCCUGACUAUCAAGAAUGCGGGCCCCAAUAUCUCUGCCUUUUUCAACAGCAAGUACAACCUACAGGUCGCCAAGAGCCUUAUCACCAACAAUCAAUUGACCUACAACAUGGUUUGGCAAUCCCACGUCCUGGCCCUGAACAUGAAUGUCGAAUGGAAGCCCGUCUACGGCCUUGAUUGGACUACAGAAGUCCCCGUCCUCGACCUCGACGCCAUGGGCAUGUGGGAACAGUCUACCGCCAUUCCCAAACUCCGCUACCUCAAAGUCGGCAAGAACAAAGCCCAGACCGAUACCGGCACUAACAGUGUCCAAUUCAUGGUCGGCGUCCAGGAGGCAAGGUACGGGUUCAGCCCGAUCUUUGUGGACCCGGCGGAGACGGGUAAAGGUAUGACGGCACUGUACCAGCCGCAGGAAAAAGUACAGUGGUGGUAUUAG
Messenger RNA from Letharia columbiana, 453 nucleotides. RefSeq lists its product as uncharacterized. The record is from RefSeq and is a predicted model, not a curated record. The transcript has 4 exons. Lineage: Eukaryota; Fungi; Ascomycota; Lecanoromycetes; Lecanorales; Parmeliaceae. Bases 1 to 453 code for a protein of 150 amino acids.